GCUCGCGUCAGCCGCGCCAGUGUCCGCUAGACUGCCGAGCGCGCCGGGCCUCCCGCUCCCCGCGCCUCGCUCGGCCACGACGCGUCCCGUACGACACCUUCCAAACCUCGACCGUCGCGAGUGCAUUAUGACACUAGUGAGCUAGCGGGCCGAUGUGACGGUGACGGUGUCCAUAGUUGAUGUGUAUGUGUUCACGUGCUUGUGUGGUGUGUUAGACAGCCCGGGACAACAAAACGUUCGUGGUGGCCAGCGGAGCCUUGCACCCGGGCUCGGGCCGAGCUUUCAUGGCUCAGCCUAGGUACGACGAGAGCCUUCACGGCGGGGGCUACAUGGAAGGCGGCGCCAUGUACCACGAGCACCGUCUCUCCCACCCUCACAUCCCGCCGGUACACUACCCUCCGCCCGCUGCGCCGGCGCACGCGCUGCCAGGCGAACCUCUCGUGCACAAACGAGACAAGGACGCCAUUUAUGGCCAUCCCCUCUUCCCCCUACUGGCGCUGAUCUUUGAGAAGUGCGAGUUGGCGACUUGCACGCCUCGCGACCCUGGCGUGGCGGGAGGAGAUGUCUGCUCCUCAGAGUCCUUCAACGAAGAUAUCGCGGUCUUCAGUAAACAGAUACGCCAAGAAAAACCAUAUUACAUUGCGGACCCAGAGGUUGACUCUUUAAUGGUGCAAGCGAUACAAGUCUUACGGUUUCACUUGUUAGAAUUAGAAAAAGUGCACGAGUUAUGCGACAACUUCUGCCACCGCUACAUCAGCUGUCUGAAGGGCAAGAUGCCCAUCGACCUGGUGAUCGACGAGCGAGAGACGCGGCCGCCGGACAACGGCGAGCGCUCCGCCCCUGACAGCAGCCACGACGGCGCCUCCACUCCGGACGUCCGGCCGCCGUCAUCGUCCUUAUCAUACGGCGGUGCCGUGAACGAUGACGUCAGAUCCCCGGGCUCCGGCGGCACCCCCGGACCACUCAGUCAGCCCCCGCCGCAGACACUAGACCCUGAUGCAGAUGCCAUGGGCAAGUGGUGCGGGUCGCGGCGGGAGUGGUCUUCGCCCCCGGACGUGGCGCGACGCGUCUACUCCUCCGUGUUCCUUGGCAGCCCCGGAGAAUACCCAGGUGACGCCAGCAAUGCGAGUAUCGGUUCUGGCGAGGGUACGGGGGAAGAGGAUGACGACACAAAUGGAAAAAAGAACCAGAAGAAAAGAGGAAUCUUUCCGAAGGUAGCCACCAACAUCCUCCGGGCGUGGCUGUUCCAACACCUAACGCAUCCGUACCCUUCGGAGGAUCAGAAAAAGCAGUUGGCGCAAGAUACAGGGUUAACAAUACUACAAGUAAAUAAUUGGUUUAUCAACGCGAGACGUAGGAUAGUCCAGCCGAUGAUCGACCAGUCCAAUAGAGCAGUAUUCUAUCCGGCAGUGUUCCCGCAUGCGGGGCCCAGCGGUGCCUACAGCCCGGAGGCUACCAUGGGCUACAUGAUGGACGGUCAGCAGAUGAUGCACAGGCCUCCCGCGGACCCCGCCUUCCACCAGGGUUACGCGCAUUACCCCGCCGAGUACUACGGCCACCAUCUUUAAUGCGCGCACUUGUACAUAUAUGAAUAAACCAUCGUCCGGCCUCAGCGAUCCGAGGCCGACACGACACGGCGCACGUCACGACACGACACACGACGCGUGACGCGUGUCGGACACACAAACAGGAGAGCGAUGCUAAAUGUACAUAAGCGAUACAAUUUUGUAAUAUUUGAAACAGUAUACGAUCUCCUAAAUUAAGAUUAUAAAGUCAACUUUAAUUUUUAAAAUAAUGUAAAUUACGAAGUGACCAUGAACGCUGUAUAGAAUGGUGCAAACACCCUUUAUAAAGAUAAGCCGCGAGCCGUCCGGCGGACGGCGGGCGGCGGGCGGCGGGCGGCGGGUAACAAUAACGAUGACGAAAUAAACAAUGGUUUGAUAGUUAUCUUAUAAAUAUUUAUAGCUAAUUGUGUAUUGUUAUUACGUAAAUAUAAAUAAUAAUUGAUUAAUUGUAAGUUGUAACUAUUACUGGAAGUACGGGGCGCACGGAUUUUAAGGAUGUUUACAUUUUUUAUGAGCCUCUACGUUUAUAGACACGGAUAUGAUAUUUUUUUGGAUUUGAGUUGUGAGCGGCGCCGGGGCGAGCCGCUAGCGAGCCGUCGGCUCCUGGCGAGCGAGCCCCGCCGUCGCUAAAGUUCGUGAGCAACCAUUAAGGUUACUUGUCUGUAAUUUUUUUCUAAUUACUCUCAUAAUUUAUGAAGACGUUAAGCUCAAUGUACACCUAAGUAAUGUCAAUUGCGAUGAACUUAUUAUUUAACUAUGAAAUUCUGCAAUUUUGCUUUACAGGUGAAGUACAUAUCUUUGAAUUAUGUAUAGUAUAUAUAUAUUAUAUAUUAAAUGGGUAUCAGAUAUCAUACACUCACCUUGCCUUGGUGUUCAAUAAAGUAGCACAAUUUGUAACCGAUGUAUACGAUGAAAUAAAUGAUAUUUUACGAUGUUGAAGUCGAUCACAGUUUUAGGUAUACAUUGCCUUCUACUUACGAAGAGAUUAAUAUAGACUCGUACUAAGCUACGACCUGUGACCUAGAGGAUAGCGCAGAUUGUACAGAUAUUGUAUACAAUUUUGUAUUUAUGGAGACUGUUAAAUAAUCGCGCCAACUCCGACACGUCACUCCGACAGUUGACGCUGACGCUGACGUCGACGGUUAGGUCGCAUUCCGUGGAAUUGCACUAAUUUUGAUUUCACUAUUUUGUUAUAUAUAUAUUUGAUAUUUAUAUAUUUGAUAGACCACGGAACCAAAAAUAUAAAAAAAAAGGUUUAGUCCUUUCGGGAGUUCAAGGGUAAUUGUGUGAAUUACCAGCCUUAAGCCAAGUAUACGAUUGGAGCUUUUAAAAUUGACGAAAUUUGUAUUAGCUUCGGUUAACUUAGUUAUCGUGAAGUUAUCCGGGACAAGCUUUACUCUAGAUUAACCGAGACUCUGUAAGUGCGGUGCGGCUGUUUUGCCGAUUUAAUAUAUAUAUCCGAUUCCCUCAGACAAAUGGAAUAUACGGAAGAGUUUCAGGAGAUUCAGUCGUUAAAUUAUAAAGGUCAUAGCAACCGCACCGCAUAGAUCCUUAGUAAUGUAACUGUUAUUAUUAUUAUUUUGUAAAUACAUCGAUAUGUCUGUGUAUAAACCGUUUAGUUUCCAAUAAAAAAAAAUUCAGUAUUAAA
Danaus plexippus (monarch butterfly) is the source of this 3213-nucleotide messenger RNA. RefSeq names its product homeobox protein homothorax (gene hth). Gene Ontology annotation, molecular function: RNA polymerase II cis-regulatory region sequence-specific DNA binding; DNA-binding transcription activator activity, RNA polymerase II-specific. Lineage: Eukaryota; Metazoa; Arthropoda; Insecta; Lepidoptera; Nymphalidae. Gene Ontology annotation, biological process: embryonic pattern specification; positive regulation of cell population proliferation; positive regulation of transcription by RNA polymerase II. The transcript is spliced from 14 exons. Bases 285 to 1568 code for a protein of 427 amino acids. The record is from RefSeq and is a predicted model, not a curated record.